Momordica charantia (bitter melon) is the source of this 2100-nucleotide messenger RNA. RefSeq names its product Thiamine pyrophosphate dependent pyruvate decarboxylase family protein. Gene Ontology annotation, molecular function: magnesium ion binding; catalytic activity; thiamine pyrophosphate binding. Gene Ontology annotation, cellular component: peroxisome. Lineage: Eukaryota; Viridiplantae; Streptophyta; Magnoliopsida; Cucurbitales; Cucurbitaceae. The record is from RefSeq and is a predicted model, not a curated record. Gene Ontology annotation, biological process: fatty acid alpha-oxidation.
GCUUCGUAAUCGUAUCUCAAAAUUAUUUAAUUCCCCUUCACUCUCUCUCUGUACACUACAUUUUCCGACCGGCCCACCGGGAAAUCUCAGCUCCGAUGGGGGAUUCCGCCGGAGAUCUUCAGAAUGACCUCAAAUUUCACGGUCCGAUCGACGGAAACGUCCUCGCCGCCAUGGCGCUCGCCCGCUGCGGCGUCGACCGGAUGUUCGGCGUCGUCGGCAUCCCCGUUACCUCUCUGGCCACUCGCGCCGUCUCGCUCGGGAUCCGAUUCAUCGCUUUCCACAACGAACAGUCGGCUGGCUAUGCCGCUUCUGCUUAUGGCUAUCUAACGGGUCGCCCUGGUGUGCUUCUCACUGUCUCUGGCCCCGGAUGUGUCCAUGGCCUCGCGGGGGUUUCCAACGCCAUGGCUAAUGCUUGGCCCAUGGUCAUGAUCUCUGGCUCCUGUGAUCAGAGAGAUUUCGGCCGUGGUGAUUUUCAGGAGCUUGAUCAAAUCGAAGCUGUGAAACCCUUUUCGAAAUUCUCCGUCAAGGCCAAGGACAUCUCCGAGAUUCCGAAUUGCGUCGCCCAGGUUCUUAGUUCCGCCGCUUCAGGCCGGCCCGGCGGGUGCUACUUUGAUCUUCCGUCGGAUGUUCUGCACCAGACAGUUUCCGAGUCUGAAGCCGAGAGAUUAUUGACCGAAGCGGAGAAAUCUGCUCGCCGCGAGGAGAUUCACAGAGUUCCUAAUUCGCAGAUUCAGGAAGCAAUUUCGUUGCUGAAAAACGCGGAGAGGCCAUUGAUCGUGUUCGGUAAAGGAGCGGCGAUUGCGCGGGCUGAGGGGCCGCUGAAGAAGCUCGUGGAGAGCACUGGAAUCCCAUUUCUCCCGACUCCAAUGGGGAAAGGCUUGCUGUCCGAUACGCACGAGCUCGCGGCCACUGCCGCGAGGUCCUUAGCCAUUGGAAAGUGCGAUGUUGCGCUUGUGGUUGGGGCGAGGCUUAAUUGGCUGUUGCACUUUGGGGAGCCGCCUAAAUGGUCCAAGGACGUGAAGUUCAUUUUGGUUGAUAUUUCCGAGGAAGAGGUUGAGUUAAGAAAGCCCCGUUUGGGUUUGAUCGGAGAUGCCAAACAGGUCUUGGAAUCCAUAAACAAGGAGAUUAAGGAUGACCCAUUUUCUCUUGGGAAGUCUCACCCAUGGGUGGAAGCCAUUUCGCAGAAGGCAAAAGAAAAUGUGUCGAAAAUGGAAGUUCAGUUGGCGAGGGAUGUUGUGCCAUUCAAUUUCUUGACGCCAAUGAGAAUCAUUAGAGAUGCCAUUUCGGCUCAGGGUAGCCCUGCUCCCAUAUUGGUUUCUGAAGGGGCCAAUACAAUGGAUGUUGGUCGCUCAGUUUUGGUUCAGACUGAGCCAAGGACCAGGUUGGAUGCAGGAACGUGGGGGACAAUGGGGGUUGGCUUGGGCUAUUGCAUUGCUGCUGCAGUUGCUUCGCCCGAUCGAUUGGUAGUUGCCGUGGAAGGCGAUUCUGGAUUCGGGUUUAGCGCCAUGGAAGUUGAGACGCUGGUUCGAUACCAGUUGCCAGUAGUUGUGAUAGUUUUCAACAAUGGCGGUGUAUAUGGCGGUGACCGGAGAACGCCACAAGAAAUCACCGGACCCUAUAAGCAUGACCCUGCGCCCACCUCAUUCGUCCCAUCAGCAAAUUACCACAAAAUGAUCGAGGCUUUCGGAGGAAAAGGAUACUAUGUCGAAACACCCGAAGAACUAAAAUCCGCACUAGCUGAGUCCUUUUCUGCUCGAAAACCAGCAGUCGUAAACGUCAAGAUCGAUCCUUUUGCCGGUGCGGAAAGUGGGAGGCUGCAACAUAAGAACUGAAGAUAAGUCUUUGAACUCCUUUGUUGUUUGUUCUUCACCUGAGAGACUCAUUUCUGCCAAUCAAUUAGGUUUGCAGCAGAGUUUCAAGCAAAGCUUAGGAUUUUUUUUUUUCCACAAUAUUAUGUGAAAUUAUGAACUUGAAUAAAGUUAUAUGUAACUUGUAAAGCCAGCAGUUGGAGAUGUAUAAUUUGAUGAAUGAUAAAAUAGACCUGUCUCUGUUGACAUAAGUUUCUAAUAGGAGGUACGGGUUAUUAAUUUUUGGGUUAAA